This is a messenger RNA of Ostrinia furnacalis (Asian corn borer), 1286 nucleotides long. RefSeq lists its product as uncharacterized. The transcript is spliced from 7 exons. Gene Ontology annotation, cellular component: mitochondrial nucleoid. The record is from RefSeq and is a predicted model, not a curated record. Gene Ontology annotation, molecular function: DNA polymerase processivity factor activity. Gene Ontology annotation, biological process: transcription elongation by mitochondrial RNA polymerase; mitochondrial transcription. The coding region runs from base 311 to 1246 and encodes 311 amino acids. NCBI's taxonomy places the organism in Eukaryota, Metazoa, Arthropoda, Insecta, Lepidoptera, Crambidae.
UGUCAUCGUGUUAUUUGUAAACAAACAGAACGGUUCAUAUGAAAUUCCAGUUUUUUGUAAAUAAUUAGUGAAGUGAAUAAUUUAAAUGAAAUGUUUUUAGAAGAGGCAAAAAAAUAAAACAUUUAAGAUGUUUCUUGGCAUGCUGGUGCAGUCUAAAACGUGAUCUCUACCAUGAUUUCAGACCAUCAAGGCAUUAAACCGUUACUCAGUGAUCUUGCCUCAUCGCUUAUUCAGCCAAGCACUAGAUAAUACGUAUACAGAACAACAGAAAGAAAAAAUCCUGCAGGUUAUCAAUGAAGCCGAUAAUAACAUGCUGUCUAGGUAUGAAAUACCAAAAUCUAGAAUAAAAAAGGUUUCCCAGUGGAAGGAUACUUAUGGUGGCUUAAAAUCUAUCUCUGACAUACACUUGAUAGAUGGGUUCUCAGACAAAAGUGCCAAAAAACUGUUUGAUAGUAUAUUAGAUGGACCGAGUGAACCACCAACAGUUCCAAAGGCCAGUAGUAAAAUUAAAGGCCAGAUAUUACAACCGACACUGAAUGAGUCUACUAGACAGAAAUGCCGAACAGUCUUGGCAGUUUAUGUGUCAGUGAACUCAGUGUGUUGGACGCUAAUAGACAAGGAAAACUAUGAGGUGGUCAAUUGGAACUACUAUGGCAUUGACUAUCCUGAUGGGAAAAGGCUUCAGAUUACUGAUAUCAUGCAAAUUGCAUGGAAAGUGACCCACAAACUGCCCCAAGCCGACAUCUACGUGAUGAAGGCAGAGGCCACCACACUACGAGCUGGUGGAAGUGACCCCAACAACCCUAAGGUCAUUGCCGUCAAUCUUCAGAAGUCACAAAUGAUCUCGAUGAUCGUGGCUCUGAUCAACGCUAGGAGUAACCAGAUAACGGUUGCUCAAGACGACGAGGAGGAAGAAACUAGUCAGAUAGAGAAGAAUUUUAAGCACAAAGUGUAUUUUCUAAGGCCAUCUUUACCCUACAGGCUGUACGGAACACUAGUCGGUAACGAGCGAGUGUCUACCGAUCAGACGGUCGAAAUGAUGCUACAAAACAUGAGUGCCCGUUCUACAGAAAAUUUUCUACCAAAAGCAUACAUUUCAGAAGAACUAAAAUCCGAUUUUCGGUCUAGAAACGAACUGGAAAGGGAUAUGUUAGGUCACUGCUUGUUAUUGACAUUGACUUUUAUGGAUCUAUGUAUUUAUAAGAAUCAGGAAAGUAUCCAGAAGUUGAACAAACGUGGAGAGUAACAAUUUGUAAAUAACUCUAGGUUGUUAAUGUUGUAGAUAG